CUGUCUACCAAUGUGUGUGUGUGUGUGUGUGUGUGUGUGUGUGUGUGUGUGUGAGCCCUUCCCCUAACCAUUCACUCCUCCUCCUCCUUACAGUCUCAUCCAAUAUGGCGGACAAGUACAACGAGUAUUCCCCGCCCCCUCAAGGCCCCCCACCACCGUACAACCAGCAGCCGGCCCCCGCAGGGUUCUCGCAACAAGUGAUGUACCCCCAUCCGGCCUCCACCAGCAGCACCACUGUGGUCACCAGCCAGCCGAUGGUCGCAGCCCAGCCCGUGAUCAUCGUGGCUGGGGCAAACUGUCCAGCCUGUAGGAGCGGGAUGCUUACCAGCGAGUUUACCUGCUGCGGGAUAUUCCUGGGAAUCUGUUGCUUCCCGCUGGGCCUCAUCUGCUGCUUCAUGAUGAGGGAACGCCGCUGCACGAACUGUCGCCUCUCGUACGGGAGCGCGUAGACACCCCACAAAGUCAUGCCCAAAGAUGGUCGCCUCGAGAAAAGGUUAAGCCUCCUGUGAGCGACUUUGAGGAACACCACAACGGCAGAACACUGAGAUCAACGCGUCAGAAGAUGAGAGUGACACCCUUGAAUUAGUGAUCGAUUAGCAGUAAUGGAUAUUCACAAAGGUUACGAGGAAAGGUUAAGCCUCUUGAGAGCGACUUUUAAGAACACCACAACGGCAGAACACUGAGAUCAACGCGUCAGAAGCUUGGAGUGACACCCUUGAAUUAGUGAACGAUCAGCAGUAAUGGAUAUUCACGAAACUUACACUCCAGAAAACACGGAGCGCCAUGCAUCAGGGUCCCCUCACUCGGCUUUCCUUAGUGACGGGGCGCCAGGCCGUCAGCGCGGUUCCCUGGCGCCGAAGAGAUCUGUCACUUUUGUCCAGAAACAGCGAUUUAGGCUGUGACGGAAGGAACACCAAGGAAGACACCGCGUCACUUCAGCUGGUCCAACAUCGAAGCCUUGCCUAACGCUCCUUCUCCUUUGCCAAAUGAUUCGCGGCCACCUCUGAAAUCCACGCGUGUUCCUGGCGCCAUGAUUAUAUACUGGCCUACACGCUUCUCUACUGGUCUCAGAAACACGGACACAUUCACCAGCAGGACUAAAUUUGACUGUCUUCUGCCGCCUAAAGUUACUCUUCCCAAAGUGAAAUCAUAAAGCAAAGCGCAGACUGCCUUCACGUAGGUUCACUAAGAUAGUUCCUUGUUUAUUAAUAUGACGAUGUGACGCUCGAUAAAAAAAAAUUGAAAACAUUGUAUAUAAUUUUCAUGUAUAUCUAAAUACAUAUAAAUUGCAAAAAACUAUUUACUACUCAUUAUGAAGCUUUCAGUGUAAAAUGUUGUAUUUCUGGGUAAAAGGAACCUUAGCGAUUUUAAUCUUAGCUAUCUUUUUUAGUGUGUUCAAGUACUGUAUGAGGUUACCAGACUUAGUUACGCUUUACCAGAGUUAACAGCCACUGAUGCUAAAAUACACUGAUCCUGACCAAUAUGAAUUUUAAUUACUGAAGAUCCAUCUGGAGAUAUUGAUAACAAAAAUAUACUAUAUACUUUA
Messenger RNA from Eriocheir sinensis (Chinese mitten crab), 1546 nucleotides. RefSeq names its product brain protein I3-like. NCBI's taxonomy places the organism in Eukaryota, Metazoa, Arthropoda, Malacostraca, Decapoda, Varunidae. The record is from RefSeq and is a predicted model, not a curated record. The transcript is spliced from 3 exons. Bases 105 to 449 code for a protein of 114 amino acids.